This is a messenger RNA of Asparagus officinalis (garden asparagus), 1714 nucleotides long. Its product is annotated as cytochrome P450 93A2-like. Gene Ontology annotation, molecular function: oxidoreductase activity, acting on paired donors, with incorporation or reduction of molecular oxygen; iron ion binding; heme binding. The record is from RefSeq and is a predicted model, not a curated record. The coding region runs from base 329 to 1471 and encodes 380 amino acids. Lineage: Eukaryota; Viridiplantae; Streptophyta; Magnoliopsida; Asparagales; Asparagaceae. The transcript is spliced from 2 exons.
AACGAGACUUGCAAUUCUAACGGCACAUAAGUACCGUGAAUUCUAACGGGACUUGCAAUUUGGUCCCUCAAUGACCAAAAUACACCUCAGUUUAUGUUUCCCAUGAAACGCCUUUUUUCCAGAAAAAAAGAAAAAAGAAAAAGAAAAGAAAAGAAAGAGGGGCGUUUUGGUCAUUGACGAACCAAAUUGUGAUACCUCUUAGGGUUUGAUCAAUUUUAAAGAUUUGAGGGGUUAAUAUCAAAAUAACCCAAGAAAAUGCUAUUGGAUAUCUGUUUUUUAAAUCUUACAAGUUGCAACAAUCUCUCAUUCUCUUUACUCUGAUAGGUACAUGAAGAAGCUCUGCAUCACACAACUGUUAGGGGGUCGAACACUUGAACAUCUCCUCCCCGUGAGGCGCUGCGAGAUUACAAGUCUUGUGAAAACGUUGUUCGAGAGAUCGGACAAGGGCGAGGAGGUCAAUUUGAAUGCAGAGCUUCUAAAACUGACGAUCAAUGUGAUGAGCGGGAUGGCAAUGAACCGCACGAGCUCAGGAGAUGUUUUUAAAGCAGAAACAAAAAAGUUCGUAGAGGAAGCAAUUGAGCUGAUAGGGGUAUUUAACGUGGCAGAUUAUAUAGGAUUCUGCCAAAACUUCGACUUUCAAGGUUUCGAUAAGAGGCUGGAGGAUUUGCUACUGAGGUUUGAUAAGAUGAUGGAGGGGAAAUUGAAGGAAAAGGAGGAGGAGAGGAUAAAAGAAGCAGAUACUGCUGAGGAAAGAUCGAAAGAUUUGCUUGAUUUAAUGCUUGACAUUGCUAAUGACGAUAAUGCUGAGAUGAAGCUGACAAGAGAAAACAUCAAGGCCUUCUUUCACGACAUUUUCGUUGCUGGCACCGAUACCUCAGCGCUCACAGUAGAGUGGGCAUUGGCAGAACUCAUCAACCAUCCAAUCAUACUCCAGAAGGCUAGAGAAGAGAUACACACGGUCAUUGGCACGAACAGACUAGUCGAAGAAUCCGACAUCCCAAACCUUCCAUACCUCCAAGCCGUUGUAAAGGAAACACUACGGCUUCAUCCACCAAUCCCAAUUGUGGUCCGUGAAUCAACUGAAGACAGUAAGAUUAAUGGGUAUGAUAUUCCCGCACAAACGAGGUUAUUUGUCAAUAUAUGGGCCAUCGGAAGGGAUCCAAAUCACUGGCCACAGCCGCUCGAGUUCAAACCAGAAAGGUUUACCGAAAAUGAAAAGGGGGUGGAUGUCAGAGGCCAACACUUCCACGUGCUGCCAUUUGGCAGCGGUCGAAGAGGGUGUCCAGGCGCGUCGUUGGCGCUGCAGGUUGUGCAACCAAUGCUCGCUGCCAUGAUACAAUGCUUUGAUUGGAAGGUCGACAACGGUCAUGAGAUGGUGGACAUGACAGAGGGGACAGGGUUGACGCUACUUCGAGCACGACCACUGGUUUGCAAGCCUGUUGCUCUUGUCCGUCAGAUGACAAUUGGUUGACCACAGCGGGGUUGGCUAACUACCAUGCUUUCAUUUGGAUUGCGACUCGUUCGAGGUUAUAUGAUGAUAAUAAGUGAUUUCUUUGGCUCUUUUACUCUAUUUGUCCAUAAGAUCAUUUUCUCUAGUGUAUCUGCAAAAAUAAAUGUUAAAUAACUGCACGAGGCUGAGAAGGAUCAAGAUUCUCUCCACUGUAGUCAGAGACUUGAGACUUAAGAAGCCAAUAAAAUUUCAAGCUUUUAUUUA